This is a messenger RNA of Loa loa (African eye worm), 3578 nucleotides long. RefSeq lists its product as hypothetical. Lineage: Eukaryota; Metazoa; Nematoda; Chromadorea; Rhabditida; Onchocercidae. The record is from RefSeq and is a predicted model, not a curated record. The transcript is spliced from 6 exons. The annotation marks the transcript as partial.
AAUUUACAUUUUUGAAAGAGAUCAAACAGAAUCAAUGCACAUGCAACUGCACUUGCAUUCCAUUAAUCAGCACAGCAACAUCAGCAAAAUCAUCAUCCACUCGCCCUUUUGUGGAAGAAGCGACAAGCAAUCCUGCAACUUUGCAAACCGACGAAACUAUCAAAGAGUAUUCUGAGCAGCAUACAGAAACAAAAACAACAGCCUCCGUUGCGGAUUCAUCCACAUCCUUAAGCAGCAAAGCAUCUGAAGAAAAUUUUGAUUCCACGCCAACACCACAUACAAUAAGCAUGAAAAUUGCAUAUGAAUCUCCAAUGAAAACACUACAAACCUCUCAAUCGAUUUCACCUCAUUCGAAACCGGAAACAUCAUCUUCGCCAUUUGCAACAACUCAAAUUUCACAUGGAACAAGCGCUGAAAAAGUGGAAGGAGUCGUGGAAUAUAGUAAACUGGAAGAAAAAGGAGAAUCGACAAUUCCCGAAGAAAGCCUGACUUCGAUUUCAGCUCAUACGGAGAAAGCUGUGGAAACAUCACCAUCGCCACUUGUAUUGCUGACAACAACUCAAAUUUCACAAGAAACAAGCGUUAAAAAGGUAGAAGGAGUCAUGGAAUAUAAGAAAUUAGAAGUAAAAGAGGAAUUGGCAAUUCCGGAAGAAGUCCUAUCGUCCACAGCCCAUUCAGAGCAAGCUGAUCGGAGCACAUCGAUUUCACAGGAUUGGAAAGAGGAUGAUCAUUUGUCGUUGUCAGCUGUAACAUAUUCAGGUGGAAGAUAUCGUGAUGACACAGAAAUCGCAUUGGGAGCAUCGGUGCCAUCAGCGAAGAAAAAUCAUGAAUUAUUCACAGGGGUUAGACUGCUGCCUACCAAUGAAAAUUUAAUGCAGAUCACGCCAUCAAUCGAAGAACUGCUGGUUGGAUCAGCGUCGCAAGGAAUUUCAUCAACAGCCUUUUUGGCAACAACGAAAUUUCAAGAUGAGAAAAAAGAUGAAGAAAAGUUUGGAAAAGAAGGACCGGAAGAAGGCCUGACGUUACCCUCUGCACAUGAAGGGCAAGCUGAUCUUGUAGAAUCGAAUUCGUUGCAUUCGAAACCGGAAGCAUCGUCUUCGCUAUUUGUACUGCUGAAGACAACUGAAGCUUCACAUGGGACGGAAUUUGAACAAAAAGUUGGAAAAGGAGAAACAACAAUUUCGAAAGAGAAAAGCUUGACGUCAUCUUCACCACAUGAAAAGCAAGCUGAUUUUUCGGAAUCGAUUUCAUCGCAUUCGAAACAGGAAGCAUCAUCUUCACCAUCUGUACUGCUGAAAACAACUGAAGUUUCACACGGAACAGAAAGUGAAGAAAGGGCUAAAAAAGAAGGAGAACCGGUAACUCCGAAAGAGGAAGACCUGACGUCGUCUUCAGCCCAUGCAGAGAAAACUGAUCUUGGUCAAACAAUUUCACAGCAUUCGAUUUUGGAAACAUCAUCAUUGCCAUUUGUGUUACUGAGAACGACUCAAAUCAUAGAAAAAGAUGACGAAGAAAAGUUUGAAAAAGAAGACCUGGUAUAUAAGAAAUUGGUAGAAAGAGGAGAAACGGCAAUGGUGGAAGAAGAUGGCCUUAGGUCAAUUUCAGUUCAGGCACAGCAGGCUGAUCUCGGUCAGUCAAUUUCACCAUAUUCAAAACUGAGCGCAUCAUCUUCAAUACCUGUAUUGAUUACGGCAACUCAAGUUCCGCGUGAAGGCGAAGAAAAAAAGCUUGAAAACGAAACAGAAGGCAGUUUGAAGCAUAAAAUAAUGAAGACGGAAAAUUCGAGCAUAGUGGAACGAGAAAGACGAUAUGGAACAAGAAUACUUUCAACAUCUGAAAUCGUCCCAAAAAAGAUGAAAUUCGGAGAAAAACUCCUUGAUAUUGCAAACAAAACAGAUUCCAAUGAUAUUUACAUUCGUAAUCAUUUGCUAACGUCAACACCAACAAUAGUGUACUUGCCAACUUGGAGCAAUGAAUUACAAACUAGCAUGAUUUCUGUAACAGAUGUUUCAGUAGUUAACGAACGAUUAGAAGAAAUUUUUGAGAUGAAUAGAACACAGGAAGAAUCAAUAAAUAUAUCGGAAAAUGAUAAGAGAAAAGAAACAAUAUCCAGUGAUUUAACAAUCAACUCCAUGGAUACUAAUAGUUAUACACCAUCUGAUGAAGAGACUAAGGUAGUAUUGACAAAAUCAAGAUCAACGAUCAAAGCAUCAGGAGAGAUUGAUCAAGAAAUUGUUGCAUCAAGCACUAACGAAUACAUACCAGAUGGGAAGAGAAUAACAACUGAAACUGACUGGAAUGAAACAAUGGCAGAAGUUAUACCAUUCAAAUCAAAAACCUUGAUUCCGUUACAGCAGUUGAUUAGUACUGUGGUUCCCAGUGUUAAGUCUAGUACUAGUGAAACUACGGUACAAAAACGAAAAGAGGAAAUUAGUACUAAUGUAAAUGGAACAAGCAUUGAGGAGGUUAAACAAGAAUGGCGGGAAGCGAUGAAAUUAUUGGAAGUAUUUCGUAAGCAAUUGCAAACUUUUGAAGAAAAUAUGAAACAAAUGAUGCAUAAAAAGAAUGCAAUAGAUGAAAAGAGACGAAAAAAUCGUAGAAACAGAAAGGCGAAUAAUACUAACAUUUCUGGUAGUGGUAGGAGAAGAAAUGGACAACAGCGCCCUGUUCAAUUUGAGAACAAAGAAAAAAAAGCGGAAAAGCUGCUUUCUGCUAAUUGGGAUUUUAAUGAUAGCACCGAAAAGCAUAGACAAUUGGAAAACAGAAUGAUUUCAAAUGUUACUGAAUCUACGAUGGAUUUCAAAUCCGGUGAAUUAAACAGUAAUAUCAGUUUGGAAAGUAAGAACAUUGUCGAAAACAAUUCACAAAAAUCUGUCUCUAUAAAGGAAACGGAAAAUUUUAAAACAACAAAUAAUCCUUUGGAAACACAAACGAAAGUAUUGGAAGAACAAAAACAUGAAAUAUUUAUGGAAAGAGAAAAUGGAAAAUAUAAUGAUGAAGAAGAAGUGGGAAAAGGAGAGAUGAAAUUAAGAAAAAAAAUUGGAGAAAAAAAGGAAGGAAUUAAUGGACCGAUACUAUAUACUACUAGAUUACAGGAAGAGAAAGCACGUUUAGAAGAAGCACGUCGUUUACGUGAAGAGCAAAUGGAACUAAAGAAGCAACAAGAACUUAAUAAUGGUCUUGUUAAUAAUGCUCAACUGGAACGACAGGCACAAAUAGCUCAACAACUGGAACAACUUACCGAGAAUGAAAGACAACAUCGUGAACAACUUGAACGAGAAGAACGGAUAAGGAAUGCCAUGAUGAAACAUCAUAUGAUCACAUCUUCCGUUGACACUUCUUUAGCCACUCUAAACGAUGUAACAACACUUUCGGAAUCUAAUAAUCAUAUCAUCACAAUUGGUGAUGAAGGUUUGGUACCUUCGACACAAUGUUUGUUGAUCAGGAAAUUUAUCAAAGUAUUCGCUAUUGGCGAUCCGGUUGAAUGGAUUCGUGCAAAUUGUCCGAUUGCCAAAAUUUAUUUCCCGGAAGAAAAUUGUGAACAUGUGCAGAAAUUAUUCAAAUCCUGUUUUUAUUAG